AUGGUAAUGGGAUUGGGAGCGACGUGUCCUGAGGCAUUGGACAAGCUGGGGUUCCGACAUGUCCUGGGUCAGACCAGCGUGGAGCCGGUUCAGGUCAACGUGGCCUUCGACAUCGCAAGUUUGGUCCUCUACGGCUGCCAGGCCCUCCCGAUCCGCCUUAAGAUCCUCCUCGACCGCCUCUUCUCCGUACUUCAGCGGGAGGAGGUCGUUCAAGUCCUCAGAGGCUUCGGAUGGACGCAGGAGGACUACGCCAGGGGCUAUAUCCUUCAGCUGGGCCCAUUACCUCCAGAGGACGGGGUGUGUUCUUCACUUAGGGGAGUCCUGGACCUAUCAUUACCAUCAGUCCAGGUAGGUCCUGGAGGAUCAUUGGCUCAAACGUCCCGUUUAGGACCACCGAUUAGCCAUUUACCAGAUGACAAUAACCAUCCCGAAGAAUGGGGUAAGUAA
Molecule: messenger RNA, 447 nt
Organism: Nezara viridula (southern green stink bug)
Lineage: Eukaryota; Metazoa; Arthropoda; Insecta; Hemiptera; Pentatomidae
Source: the annotation of a GenBank genome assembly